Onychostoma macrolepis is the source of this 584-nucleotide messenger RNA. It is a transcript of the gene plac8.1, whose product is annotated as placenta associated 8, tandem duplicate 1. The coding region runs from base 73 to 393 and encodes 106 amino acids. NCBI's taxonomy places the organism in Eukaryota, Metazoa, Chordata, Actinopteri, Cypriniformes, Cyprinidae. The transcript has 5 exons. The record is from RefSeq and is a predicted model, not a curated record. Gene Ontology annotation, biological process: positive regulation of transcription by RNA polymerase II.
GACCGCUUGGGCAACCGCUGUCUCUCAUUCAUUCUGGAGUGCAUAGUGGAAUCAACUGAGAAAAAUCAGAUCAUGGAGGUCACAUCUCAACCUGCUGCAUUUGAACCCCAAGCCUUUCACUCGGGCUUGAUGAGCUGCUGUGACGACAUGGGUGUAUGUUGUUGUGGCCUCUUCUGUCUCCCUUGUUUGGGCUGCACCAUUGCCAGCGACAUGAAUGAGUGCUGCUUAUGCGGUUUAGGCAUGCCGAUCCGAAGUGUAUACAGGACUAAAUACAACAUACCAGGAUCCAUGUGUAAUGACUGGGUGGUCACGUACUUCUGCUUAGGUUGUGCAGCCUGCCAAAUGAAGAGAGACAUCAAAAUAAGGAAGAGUAAUGGAACACUGAAACCAUGAGAAGUGAAAAAGGAGCAUCUACGCUAUGGCGAGUCCUUACGUAUCGCUCUAAGGGAAUUAAAUGUUAAAGGAAGUUGAAGUUAAUCAUUUGAAAUGUAAUGAAAAUGUCUAUCAUAAGUUCCAUAAGUUCAAAACAUUGCAGUUUCCAUUCAGUAAGUUUGGAGGGUUUAUUUCACCCAGAAUGCUCAUGC